Erythranthe guttata (spotted monkey flower) is the source of this 791-nucleotide messenger RNA. RefSeq names its product early nodulin-like protein 14. Lineage: Eukaryota; Viridiplantae; Streptophyta; Magnoliopsida; Lamiales; Phrymaceae. Gene Ontology annotation, molecular function: electron transfer activity. The record is from RefSeq and is a predicted model, not a curated record. Gene Ontology annotation, cellular component: plasma membrane.
UUCCUCACUACUCUCUCUCUCUCUCUCUCUCUCUAAUUUUCUCUCUCUAGCUGUAAAUCAUCAGUGUAAAAUUAAAUGGCUCGAUUAUUAUUAUCUUCAGUAGUAGUGGGGCUAAUCGUCCUAUUUUCCGCCGGCUUUUCGGAAGCCAGAGACUACCUCGUCGGCGGGAAGGCCGACGCCUGGAAGAUCCCUACUUCAGAUGCCGAUUCUCUCAACCACUGGGCUCAGAAUUCUCGCUUCCUCAUCGGAGAUUCUUUAGUGUGGCAAUACGAUGCGGCGACCGAUUCGGUUCUGCAAGUGACGAAGAGAGAUUACGUCACCUGCAACACGUCAAGCCCGAUCGAAACAUACACCGGCGGCCAGACGAAGGUCAAGCUCGAGCAAUAUGGUCCCCACUACUUCAUCAGUGGGGCCCAAGGCCAUUGCGAGAAGGGUCAGAAGUUGAUUGUCGUCGUUAUUUCAGACAGGCAUCACCGCCACAUUGCGGUUUCUCCGGCGCCUUCCCCGGCGGAAUCUGAUGGUCCGGCGGCUGCUCCGGCGCCGGCGCCGGCCAGCGAUGCCCGGAGUUUGAGUGGAGGUCUCUUCUUGACAGUAGCAUUGGGGGCGGUAUUGGGCUUAAUAAUGUGAGGAUUUUAUUUUUAUUAUGUGUAGUGGGGUCCACAAAAUUAGUUUAUUCUUUUAUUUUUCUCUCUCUGUGUGUGUAAUUGAGAUUACAUGUCUCUCUCUCUAGUUAUUGAGAUUUUAUCUAAUAUUAUUUAUUUAUUUAUUUAAAGGACCUUUUGAUUUGCAAU